GUUUGGAAUGUAAUAGUAUCCAUGUUUCUAUCGCCAUAUGCAGACACCAAUGAAUAGUCAUUUAAAUAGGUUCCACAAACAGAAUCACAUGGACGUAAACGGGAUGCAAUCUACCGUCAUCUGAGUAGGAGAAUCAGCAACGUUACAAAGAUGUCGUCAUCGGAAGAAUCGGAACCGUCUGUUUGGGCGGAUGAUUCUGAUGAUGACGAGAAAGGGGAGAAUGGCCAGGACUCGAACCUGGAGCUUGAUGCUAUCGUGAGACAGUUUGAUUUUCGGAAAGCAAAGAGCAAAGAUGAGUACGCUCUCCAGGAGUGUUUAGCUCGUAGUAGUAGGCGGUUGGUUUCUAAAGGAAAUGCAGACAAUGUCAAACGAGAUGUAGCCGCCCUACAGGACAUGAUCUGUCAUAAAGGGUUUCCUAUACGGAACACGCCCGCGUGUUCUAUGGCUUCUGCUGUGGUUAAACAACUAUCAGAAAUAACGGAGAAAAAAAUGAAUGUGGAAGAAAACCAGAAGAUAAUGUUUGAAUUUCUCCUGUCCUGUAUUGCUACUGGACCGUCAAGUUCCCAUGCUUCAGAAAUCAUACCUAGUAUUGUAGGAAUGAAAGGCAUGGUGAAAUAUUUAACAAAAUUACAAGGACCGGAGCUGACUAGAUUGUUUGACACAAUCAAAAGUGUAGAAUUCACACCGGAACAGCCGACUCAAGAUCUUGAUGACCAGGCGACACACUGGGGCGAUUGUAUGCUCCACUCGCUGGUGUCGAAUGUCAAGUCAAUUAGAAGUAAGGAAAUCGUCGAAAGACAAUUCCAAGGUUUGCAGAAAGUGGUUCUAAGUGAGAAAUUUGGUAGAAAUAAGGAGCAAAUAGAAAGAACCAUUGAAGAGAUAGAAUCAACACUGCAUGCUAUCAGAGAAACACCAGACAUACUGGAGUAUUGGAAUGGCGUGCUGCUGUUCAUGAAGGAAUUAGCACUUUCAGAAAAAUGUGCAAAGUUUCCAGUUGUCAUUAAACCAUUCAAAUACUUUUUUGGUAACUUGGCCGAAAAAAGAUUAAAGAAAACUCCCGAGCUCAUCACCCAAUGGAUGCCAGUAUUCAGCGAAAUGCUGCAAAAGACACCAUCGUCCAAGUGCCUGGACAGUUGGGCUUUCCAAACUGCCAUUACAAUGGCGGAAUUUUGGCCUCCACAGAAAGAAUUAGCUAUACCCUGGCUCACAAUCGUGAAAGGACUGUUGCAGUAUCCGGACCCAGACGCCGGGAGAGCGGCUAAUUACAUUCUUAGCAAGGAUAAAUUCAUAGCGAUUUGGGAUUGGAAACAAAAUGAGAAACAUGCAAGAGAAGUAGUGGAAAUCAUUGGGAAAAUUGACUUCCCUACCGAGAAUUCUGUAAAAAAAGAAAAGAACAAGAAAAAGAAAAAGAAGGACUCCGACAGUGACGACUCGGACGACUCCUCGGAUGACGAAGAGGAGGUCAAAUUAGACGACGAAAGUUGGGAAAGGUUCGGAGAUUGUAUCAGCACUCUUCAGAAACAAUUCAAAAUUCACAAAAUUGAGGACAAACUCGGGCCAAGUGUAGCUGAAUUAACCAUCAGGAUAUUGGAGAGGCGGUCAACAUUCCUCAACAGAUUUGCUGACUUGAUGAGAGACGAGCUUUGUCUGAAGAAAUAUCCAUCCGUCGUUCCCAGGCUCCUGGAGAGAUUAGUGGUUUUGGUUAUGGAAAAGGGUUAUCCGUGGGAAGCAAGGAAGUCCGUCAUCGUUGCUCGCGCCUUGAUGCAUCAGAGCAUCGAUGCCUACAGUGAGGGAAAGGAUAUGCCAGCGGCAGUAAAUAAAGCAUUCAUAACGGUCAUCAAGUUCACCAUGGAAACUAAGGAUCUACCUUUUCUGGAGGGAGUGCGGUUAGACAAAAGCAUAUUUUGUGAAAUUGCAACUCAAAUAAUGAGUAACUUUAUAUCUAAGCAUGCACAGUCGAACAGUUAUCAGGUUUGUGCUGUUUUGAUUCCUGGUGUGAUCAAACAGAGGAGCCACGAAGUAAAAGAACUCCAGGAAAUGGCCAUGAGUAUCAUGAAAGACCUCAGCGCUCACAAACCGGUCAUGCUAUGUCCCCACCUCAACGUCUUCAUCAAAUGGUACAAAGAAUCGAUAGACGAGGAACUGUUAGAUCUGACUGAGAAAAUAUAUAAGGUCAGUAGAGGGGUCCAAAAAGAGGAGUUCAGAGACCUGCUGCAGACAUUGUUAGAUGAUGACAAAACCGAAAAGGAGCAUCAAUCUAGUCUCAUUCUGAAGAUGGCGGUAAAACAACCACAGUAUUUCGUCCAAAAGGACAUUGAUGUGAUGGUGGUGAAAUACGUGAAUGACGAGGAAUCCCAAUACAACAUGUUGGCUGCCUUUUCGAGAGUCAUGGUGAAACAACCAGAUCUAUUUGGGGAAAACAUGAUUAAAAAGGUUCUGCAGAAUCCCAAGGUGAAGAUAGAAUAUUCCGUUGAUUUCAUAGGGCUGACUUUGGCUGACCAGAAGAAGGAGAUGGUGAAGACUAUCAUGGAAGAAUUCAUGAGCAUGGCCAAAAGGUGUCGUGAUACAUGUAGCACGGACCAGGUAACAGUGAUAAACGGGGCUAGGUCCCUGGCAGUUAUGCACGGAAUGGACUACCUCAAACCUUACAGACCCUACUUUGAAGAUCUGCACAAGACAGGAUCCGACGUUACGUUGAGAGACAUGGCCAAGCUCAUGCUCAAUGCCAUAGACGGAGUGAACGUGGAAAGCAUUUACGAAGAAUUCAAACAGAAAUUAGAGAUACUCGACGAUCUAGUCGAACAGGUUGAGGAAACCAAAGCAGAGGUAGCGGAGGUCAAAACGACUGUAAUAAAACAGGACAAGGAAAUCAAAACUGUGAAAAAGGAUGUUAAGACGGUCGAGGAAGACGUUAAAGUGGUGAAACAAGACCUGGAGGAGACGAAGAUCAAGGUGGAAGAAGUCGACAACAAGACAAUGACAAAUGCCCCUAAAUGGUCAAGAGAUCUGACCAAGCUGAUGAACCCUAAAACGGAACAUGACUGGAGACUUUUGGCCAAGAGGUUGGGCUAUUCACCACAGGACAUUAAGGGCUGGGCGACCCAGCAUGACCCCUGUAUGGGCCUCCUCAGUGAGUGGUAUGCUACCCACAAAACGAUAGAGGCCACCCAUGCCAUAUUGAACAGUCUGCAGGAGAUGAACAGGCUGGAUGGUGCCGCCAUUGUUGAGAACGCCAUGAAGGCAGUAGAGGGUGUUGUGGAGGAGGAGGUAGACUACGCCACACCUCCACCGAUCUUCCUUAGUUACCAGUGGGGUCAUCAGGAAGAGGUCAAGUUACUACGGAACCAUAUGUUAAUGGCCGGCUACGAGUGUUGGAUGGACAUCGGACAAAUGGGAGGUGGAGACAAACUGUUUGAAAAGAUUGACAACGGAAUCCGUGGUGCAAAGGUCAUCAUAUGUUGUGUAUCAGAGAAGUACGCCAACUCUCCCAACUGUAACAGAGAGGUGAACCUGUCUGUAAACCUUGGAAAGCCCAUGAUUCCCCUUCUGAUGGAGAAGAUGGGCUGGCCCCCUAGAGGCUCCAUGGGACCCAUCUUCAGUGAGUACCUGUUUGUGAGAUUUUUCCAGCGAGGAGGGGAGGAGACUGAAGACCAACGCUACUGGCCAGUCCCAAAAUUCCAGGAACUGUUGAUGCAGCUCAACAUGUAUAAAGCCAUGCCUGACGAAUCCCUCAUGUCUGGAGAGUACAAGGACUGGUGGGUCCCCGUGGCUGAAGAAAUUGUCAUCACCAAAAGGAAAGAUGGAGGUCAAAGUUCUCAAGUACAGACAACUGCAACCAAGGAGGAGGAGGAGUCUCCUGACGUGUUCCUGUCGUACCAGUGGGGUAAACAGAAUCAGAUCAAGCAGCUGUACAGGAGGCUGAAUGAGCUCGGAUACAGCUGCUGGAUGGAUAUCUACCAGAUGGGAGGCGGGGACUCGCUGUACGACAAAAUUGACAGGGGUGUCCGUGGCUGUAAGGUUGUCCUGAGCUGUGUGACAACCAAGUAUGCACUGUCUGCCAACUGUCGCAGGGAGGUGAGUCUGGCCGAUUCUCUCAAGAAGCCAAUGGUUCCUCUCCUCCUGGAGAAGAUAGACUGGCCCCCCACUGGACCUAUGAGUAUGGUCUUCACACAGCUUCUCUUUAUCAAUUUCUACCGUGACGAGACAGUCCAAAUUACAUGGGUUGGAGAUAAAUUUGAGGAGUUGCACAUGAAAAUAAAAGAGAAUGUCGCCCCAUUUGCAAUUGAAAAUUCAAAGAUUGACAACAAGGAUACGCCAAGUGAAACCCUAAAAGAUAAAACUCCUAAAAAGGGGCCACCUUCGAAACAGGAGCCCCCGAAAGUCGAGCAAAAGAAGGAACCACCUAAAAUGGAACAAAAAAAGGCUCCUCAAACAAAACAACAAGGAAAGGGGUCAAUGAAAACAGGACCAGCUCAUAAAACAGAAUCUAGAAAUGAUUGGCCAAAACAAGCAUCUCCUAAACAGGAACCGAUACAAGUCUCACCAAAUGAAGACCCGAAACCAGCAGAGCAACCAACACAAACAUCAUCAUCCUGUGUGCUAAUCUAACACCUGUAAUAGCACAACAAACAAUAGUAAUCCUGUGUGCUUAUCUAUCUAACUCCUGUAAUAGCACAAUAAACAAUAGGAAUCCUGUGUGCUUAUCUAACAUCUGUAAUAGCACAAUAAUCAAUAGUAAAUAUCUGUGCCUAUCUAACACAUUGAAUAACAAAAUAAACAAUUAUCAGCCUGUG
This is a messenger RNA of Mizuhopecten yessoensis (Yesso scallop), 4793 nucleotides long. RefSeq lists its product as uncharacterized. The coding region runs from base 151 to 4608 and encodes 1485 amino acids. The record is from RefSeq and is a predicted model, not a curated record. The transcript has 23 exons. NCBI's taxonomy places the organism in Eukaryota, Metazoa, Mollusca, Bivalvia, Pectinida, Pectinidae. Gene Ontology annotation, biological process: signal transduction. Gene Ontology annotation, molecular function: protein binding.